AUGGCUCCCACUUUAAACGUCACCCACAUUGGCACUGCCACUGCCAUCCUCCAGAUCAACGGCGUCAAUUUCCUGACGGACCCGUUCUUUUCUCCAGCCGGUACCUUCUGGGACCGGGGCGUUAUAGUCCUGGAAGUGACAGAAGACCCUGCUCUCCGUCUGAACCAGCUUCCCGUGAUCGAUGCCGUACUCCUCAGCCACGAAGACCACCCCGACAACCUAGACGAGCUGGGCCGUCAACUCCUAGACGGACGCCGCGUCUUCACCACCGUCGACGGGGCCAAGAACCUCGGUCCUCGUCCCGCCGUGCACGGCAUGCAGCCCUGGGAGGAGAUAGAAACCAUUAUCGCUGGCAAGAAAUUCAAGAUAAUUGCGACCCCCACUAAGCACGUUCCUGGGGACGAAUGCACCGGCUUCAUUAUAACCGGAGAAGACUUUGGACUUCACGAGGACGGCCUCCCCAACGCAAUCUACUUUACCGGUGAUACUGUCUACAUCGAAGAACUGGACUCUAUCGCGGACCGGUAUCAUAUUUGUGCUGCCGUGAUGAACUUGGGCAACGCGCACGCUCCUAACGUGAAGGAUCCUAACGGUCCCCUCAUGCAGAUCACCAUGGGUGGCAAGGAUGGUGCUAAGCUAUUCCGCGCGCUCAAGGCUGACGUCCUUAUUCCUAUGCACUACGAAUCUUGGGGCCAUUUCACUCAAUUCGGGACUGAGCUGCGCCAGGCUUUUGAGGACGAGGGUAUCAGUGAUAAGAUCUGCUGGUUGAAGGGAGGCGAGGAGGUUUCGGUUCUCUAA
Molecule: messenger RNA, 798 nt
Organism: Aspergillus caelatus
Lineage: Eukaryota; Fungi; Ascomycota; Eurotiomycetes; Eurotiales; Aspergillaceae
Product: MBL fold metallo-hydrolase
Exons: 1
Coding region: 1-798 (265 amino acids)
Source: RefSeq, a predicted model, not a curated record